GCUGAAGUUUAGUUUCAUCACUGACUCUGGUUCUCCUCUGGUUCUCCUCUGGUUCUCCUCUGGUUCUCCUCUGAAGCUCAGGUGAGAUGACGACCUCCCCCCCCGGCUCGGUGGCCCUUGACGGGAUCCACUCGCAUCUGAUCGAGGACGAGGACGAGCAGCACCGCAGGACAGAUGUGGAAGUCUCCCAGGUCAGACUGCCCCCCCGGCCGAGCGGCCCCGGGCCCUACCGCCUCGCCACCAUCUGCCUGGCCACGCUCUGCGCCAUCAUGCUGUUCUCCAUGGUCGCCGCGGCUUCACUGGGUAGAAACAAACCUCAGGAGGGCGGUGAGGUCGCCCCCGAGCCACAGAAGCAGACGCAGGAGAUGGACAUGGCGACUGUGACGGCCACCAUCAGCCGUCUGCUGCAGGAGAAGAAGCAGCUGCAGGUGCAGAUCGACGAGCUGCUGGUCAAGCUGGCCGUCAUGAUGGCCACUAAGGCUCCUGAACCCGAGCCCACCGAGCCGGCGCCCCCCCCCAUCGUCUGCCCCCGCGGGUGGCAUCUCUUCAACGACAGCUGUUACCUCAUCCCCGUUCUGAAGAGGAAUUGGCGUGAUAGUCAGAAGUACUGCGAGAUCCAAGGCGCUCACCUGGCCUUCAUCCACUCGGCCGAGGAGCAGACGUUCCUGUGGGAUCUCCUGCCCAGAGGCCACUGGAACGCCUUCUGGUUCGGGAUCACUGACCAGGAGACGGAGGAUGAGUGGAAAUGGGUGGACGGGUCUCCGCUGGUCGGAGGUUUCUGGGGGGAGGGUGAACCCAACAACCACAACAACGAGGACUGCGGCUACAUGAUCAAGACGGAGGUGCUGGAGCGAGUGGCCGUGAGCAGCUGGUACGACGCCCCCUGCCACAUGAACCUGCCGUUCAUCUGUGAGAAGGAGAUGGGCGUUCCACACUGAGGCGGCUCGUCAGGGUUUCACAAACACCUGCAGCAAAAGAUUUCUUACUUUCUUAAUUCUCUUUCAAAACCUCAACUUUUAAUUCACGUUAUUUUGAUAUGAAAACAUUCCGAUGUUGAUUUUGCCUGAAACAAUGGACUUUAAUUAAAAGUGUGGCUGAAGAGGAAAUGUGAAGCAGUUGAGUCUAAAAUGUCAGCAGGUAGUUAGAAGUUAAACUAGUAAAGUAAUCAAAUGAUUUUACUAGUUUGUGAAACAAAGGACGUCAUUUUCCACUUCUGCAGGAACUGUGCCUAAAAUCAUCACCACCAUCAACAUGCUUGUGUUUAAAGGUUUAAGGCUUAAUGUCAAAAUCAAUUUGUUUUCUCAUGUUUAUUUGCUAGUUUCAUAAAAACGUGGCCACUAACUGUGAAUGUAAUCGUCGAACAAAUACUGAAAUACUGAGAAAUAAAUCAAUACUGAAAGAUAAA
Molecule: messenger RNA, 1405 nt
Organism: Limanda limanda (common dab)
Lineage: Eukaryota; Metazoa; Chordata; Actinopteri; Pleuronectiformes; Pleuronectidae
Product: C-type lectin domain family 4 member M-like
Exons: 6
Coding region: 87-938 (283 amino acids)
Source: RefSeq, a predicted model, not a curated record